AUGGCCUCAACCACAUCGUCCUCGACCCGUCGAAGCGGCGACAACAGUGGCGGCGGCGGCGGCUUCCUCCCCUCCCCGACCCCCUCCACCACCAUAACUACAACCACAGGCACCGCGUCUUCCCUUCUCCCCCAACCCCGUUCGCAUCCUCUCCGCCCAGGCUCGGCCAAAGAAGCAACCGUGAUCAACUACGUCGACACCACCCUCCUGCGUAUCGCCCGCCGUCACGCCAAGAAAUUCAGCGGUGCGUUUACGGACCCUUCCCUUCCAGAGUCUGAGCGAGGGUAUGAGAGCUUCCAGGAAAUAGCGAGAGAUUUGGAGGCGGUGGUGGAUGUGCUAUGGGUUAGUGGGACACCAUCGCUUCAAAUCCCUUACUUGAUUUCUUUGGCCGUGCAGGUCAAUUCAUAUCUCGCUGAGUAUCCGUUCUCGGCGGCUGCUACGUUUCGGCUGUUGGGGAAGUUGGACGAGGUCUUUGCGGGGCUUUUGGGGGAUGGGGAGGGGAAGGGAAGUGUGGUUUCGAUGACAGAGAAGGUGAGGAUUAAGAGUAUCGCGGAGUCGGGGAGGGUUGUGGUUGUUGAGGUGAGGGAGAAGGAGAGGGAGGAUGGCGGUGGGCUUGGUGAAGAUGAGGACGAGGAUGAGGAUGAAAUGGAGGAUAUGCUGGGUAUACAGGAGUAUCCAACGCCUGGGAAAUGGGAGAUGGAGACGGCCAAGGUGUAUGAAAGGACUAUACAGUUGUUGGGGGAUGAGUUGGGCCAUAUUGGGGACUUCUGUGAUGAUGAUAUGGCUGCGGGUGAGGGAGAAGAGGCCUCUAGAGAAGAGGUACUAGAUAGGUACUGA
Aspergillus sclerotioniger CBS 115572 is the source of this 837-nucleotide messenger RNA. Its product is annotated as general transcription factor IIH subunit TFB6 family. The transcript is spliced from 3 exons. Gene Ontology annotation, cellular component: transcription factor TFIIH holo complex. The coding region runs from base 1 to 837 and encodes 278 amino acids. The record is from RefSeq and is a predicted model, not a curated record. Lineage: Eukaryota; Fungi; Ascomycota; Eurotiomycetes; Eurotiales; Aspergillaceae.